This is a messenger RNA of Schizosaccharomyces japonicus yFS275, 678 nucleotides long. RefSeq lists its product as hypothetical. The coding region runs from base 1 to 678 and encodes 225 amino acids. The record is from RefSeq and is a predicted model, not a curated record. The transcript has a single exon. NCBI's taxonomy places the organism in Eukaryota, Fungi, Ascomycota, Schizosaccharomycetes, Schizosaccharomycetales, Schizosaccharomycetaceae.
AUGCGCCCCAGUGGAGAGACUCUCCACAUUUGGAAUAUCACGUGGACGUCGCGUGGUUGUCAGGCGAGAGGUGGGGUUACCGUGUCAGCGCGGUCAUGGCUACGUCAGCGGCCGCGCCUCCGGGAGCAGCAGUGCUGGAGGAGGGAGAAGGCCUUCCGGGUGAGUGCAGCCGGAAGCAGCAGCAGGCAGGACAAUGAGCCCUUCCUGGCCAAUCACAUACGAAACCGAGGCAUUCUGUGGAGAAAUAAGCUUUGGUGGGAAUGCUACGCGCGCGCGCGCGACGAGGCCGGUGUGUGUGGGUGUGCUGGUGUGCUGGUAAAGGACGCAGAGCGAGAAAGUCAAAGAGUGUUUAUAUGCUUUGCGCGCAGUGGGAUGAAUUGUUCUGGGGCCCGUUGGUUCAUAAAUCCAGCACGAAAAAUCUUCCGAGGGCAAAUUAAAAAACCGUUCCCGAUGCUUGAUCGCAGCAACCAAUGGCAGGCCGCCGUCAUAGCGCUCGAUGUGGAGCGGAAUGCAUCCCCUGCUGUGCACCAAUUGCAGACGCGUAUUUUUCGCCUCAGGCCUGCUGCCCUGGAGAAGGCUGCCACAGGGUUCGUUUCAUCCCUGAGCGCGCCCGUGGGGGACUGCACCAGUCUGGUGAAGACGGCCAGGGCACCCACCACCAUCGUACGUGGCGAGUGA